Messenger RNA from Orbicella faveolata, 1156 nucleotides. RefSeq names its product histamine H2 receptor-like. Gene Ontology annotation, molecular function: G protein-coupled receptor activity. Gene Ontology annotation, cellular component: plasma membrane. Gene Ontology annotation, biological process: G protein-coupled receptor signaling pathway. NCBI's taxonomy places the organism in Eukaryota, Metazoa, Cnidaria, Anthozoa, Scleractinia, Merulinidae. The record is from RefSeq and is a predicted model, not a curated record.
UUCCUGUUAAUUUCAUGUCUUCUACAGUUAAUAAAAGAACCUGACAAAACAAAGUCACUUCCUUCCACUGGCAGACGAGUAAUUACUUCUAACAGCAACAAGAGAAAGACAGAGCUCUGAGAUGUCUUCACCCGAGUGCAUAACCUGGAUGAUUGUAGGCUUAGCCGAGUCUGUUGCCAUAGUAACACUUAACCUCUGUACGAUAAUUGUUUUUAUAAGAGACCAUCAUCUCCGCAAGCGUAGCACGUACCUGGUGAUAAAUUUGGCAGUUACAGAUUUGUUGGCUGGAGGGGUUCCUCUGUAUGUUCUGUUCUAUGGGUUUGGAGUAAUCUGUAAUGUAUGGAAGGGGCAUCCAAGUGUAUUUUUGGCAGAUUAUAAACGUAGCACGUACCUGGUGAUAAAUUUGGCAGUUACAGAUUUGUUGGCUGGAGGGGUUCCUCUGUAUGUUCUGUUCUAUGGGUUUGGAGUAAUCUGUAAUGUAUGGAAGGGGCAUCCAAGUGUAUUUUUGGCAGAUUAUAAAGUAACAAGACUACUUAUUGUUUUUCCUAGUAUGUCUUUAUUAAACAUAGCCAUUAUUGCUUUAGAGCGAGCGUAUGCGACAUUUCGGCCUUUCAGGCAUCGCCUGCUAAAAAAAUGGGUGUAUGGCCUAUUUAUUACCUUUGUUUGGGUUUUUAUGGUAUCAUUUACUUCGGUAUAUAUUAGGUACUUCGGUGCAUCUGAAUAUGGAUUUCUUGAUCUUUACUUAACGAUUGCAGCUGUCUUGUUCCUACUUUUGAUCAUUUGUGUUUCUUACUCAUCCAUUGUUAUUAAAGUCCGUUGUGGAGCGCAGCCUCAACACCAUGGUACAGCCAGUGGAGAAAGAAAACUGACCAUGACAUUGUUAAUUGUGACUGUUGCAUCUCUUCUGUUGAACCUGCCAGCUGCUAUGUUUGCUUUUCUCCUUUAUAGCAGUAAAUUUAACAUGGCCUUUUCUGUGGGUAUUAAUAUAAAAAGUGCAAUUCGGGUUUUACUUUUUGCAAACUCUCUUGUCAAUCCUAUAUUAUACGCUAUCCGCAUGCCAGAAUACAGAUCAGCUAUAGCUGCACUCUUUCGCAAAAACCCCCCACUCCGUAACCGUGAAAGGCGAGCUGUAGAUUUACCUCUUCGUGACUUGUAA